Messenger RNA from Tripterygium wilfordii, 3390 nucleotides. Its product is annotated as probable LRR receptor-like serine/threonine-protein kinase At3g47570. Gene Ontology annotation, molecular function: protein binding; protein kinase activity; ATP binding. The coding region runs from base 187 to 3204 and encodes 1005 amino acids. Gene Ontology annotation, biological process: protein phosphorylation. The record is from RefSeq and is a predicted model, not a curated record. The transcript has 3 exons. Lineage: Eukaryota; Viridiplantae; Streptophyta; Magnoliopsida; Celastrales; Celastraceae.
AAUACAUGUAAAAAAAUUUGGUGUUAUUUUUAACGAGACGAUAUUUUUAACAUUGGUCAUAUUUUCCAAAGACAAUGCUGUUAUUUUUUCUUAUAAAUAGACUUGAGAGACUCUGCAUAAAAUUAUCCAUGUAGGGAAGAUUCGCUGAUCUAACCAGAGUCCAUAAUUCAGAAUCAGCCAAAACCCAUGAAGAUUGUUCAUCUAUUACUGUUUUUCUUUCAAAUCUAUGCUCACAGUAGCCUAACUGAAGUGGAAGGCUUGAAUGCUACCACAGACAUGGAAUCCCUUUUAUGGUUUAAACUCAAAAUUUCAGACCCUCAAAAUGCUCUCUCUGGGUGGACACAAAAUUCUUCUCACUGUACUUGGUAUGGUGUUUCCUGCUUCACAAACAAUGAGAGAGUUCAAUCACUCAACCUCACAGGGCUUGGUCUCUCAGGCUCAAUACCACCUCACCUCACCAACCUCACCUCCCUCCAAAGGCUUGAUAUUUCAAACAACUCCAUUGAUGGAACAAUACCAGUCUCUCUGUCUGAUUGUAAGAACCUCACAGAGAUCCAUUUAGGCUUCAACAAACUCACUGGAACCCUUCCAUCACAACUGGGUCUUCUGCGAAAGCUCGAAAUUCUCGACUUUUCUGUCAAUAAUCUUACUGGUGUGAUCCCUCCAACAUUUGGGAACCUCUCCUCUCUCACUCAUCUUUACCUCUCAAGAAACCAAUUUCAUGGUGAUAUUCCAAGUGAUCUGGGAAGUCGUCUCGUUAAUCUGCUCCAUCUUCAGCUCUCUCAGAAUCACUUCACCGGGGAGAUUCCGUCGUCUGUUUACAAUAUUUCUUCUUUGGAGUUCUUGUCUGUAACAGUGAACAAUCUUUCAGGGAAGUUACCUGAAGACAUAGGCCUUAAACUUCCAAAUCUCAAACAACUCUUGAUGGCAAAAAAUAUGUUUUCAGGAAUGAUACCAAGUUCCAUAUCAAAUGCUUCACAGCUUCAAGUUCUCGACCUCUCCGCAAAUCAGUUUGAAGGACCAAUUCCUGUAUUCAACAACAAUAACAAACUCACUAAGCUUGUUCUUGGUAUGAAUGGUCUCACUUCUGAUACAGCUCUCAAUAUUCAGUUCUUUGAAUCUCUCAGAAAUUCUACUCAGCUUGAACUUCUAAUGAUCUUCUCAAACCAACUUUCCGGAGAGCUUCCAAACUCCAUUGCCAAUCUCUCAAGGAGUCUCCAACAAUUCUGCAUUGCAGACAAUAUGUUCACUGGUGUUUUCCCUCAAGAGAUUGGAGGGUAUCCUGAUCUAAUAUCAUUAUCUGUGGAACAAAAUUCUUUUACAGGAAAGAUACCCGAGUCCAUAGGAGCACUAAAAAAUCUGGAGAAUCUUGCCGUGUUCGAAAACAACUUCUCCGGAGCAAUUCCGGACAUAUUUGGGAACUUUACACAACUUUUUCAACUCUCGAUGGGGCACAACCAGUUCUCCGGUGGAAUUCCGAUGAGUAUCGGAGAAUGCCAUCAACUAAGCACGCUAGUCCUGGAGGCAAACAAACUCAGUGGUAGUAUACCCAAGAAGAUAUUUGGGCUUUCUGGCUUGAGCAACUUGUACAUUGGACAAAACACAUUCCAUGGUCAACUUCCUGCUGAAGUUGGUAACUUGAAGCAUCUGCAAUAUCUUGAUCUUUCUGCUAACCGGUUAUCAGGAAAUCUUACAGCAUCAAUCGGUAGUUGUUCGAGUUUGCAGGGGCUUUACAUGGGAAGAAACAAUUUCAGUGGCUCCAUACCAAGUUCAUUCGGAAAUUUAAAGUCGCUGGAGGAAUUAGACCUUUCAUCAAACAAUCUCUCUGGUUCAAUACCUGAAGAGUUGGAAGACAUUCCUCACUUGUUGAGCUUGAAUCUUUCUUUCAAUCAUUUGGAAGGAGAAGUUCCAAGAGAAGGCGUGUUCACGAACGUUAGCGCUCUAUCUCUCGAAGGUAACAAUGAACUCUGCACUACAAGCAAACAAGAGGUAGCAGAAGAGUUAGGACUCCCUCAGUGUUUGUUGGCAAAGAAAGUUAAAAAACAUCUGCUCCUCAAGAUCUUUGCACCAGUUGCUGGUGCCGCUCUGUUGAUCAGCAUGAUGUGCAUUGUUUGGUCAUUGAUGUCCAGAAAGAAGAAAAACAAUAAGGAUAAAUUCAGUUCCUUGUCUCGGAAGGGAUUGCCACCGAAGAUAUCCUACGCGGAUAUCCAGCUCGCUACGAAGAAUUUUGCAGCAGAAAAUUUGAUUGGGAAGGGAGGAUUUGGGUCUGUUUAUAAAGGUGUAUUCAGCAGCAAAUUAAACAGUGACUCUGCUGUUGACACUAUCCUUGCAGUGAAAGUACUUGACUUGCAACAAAGAAAAGCUGCUAAGAGAUUCAACGCGGAAUGCGAAGCUCUUAGAAAUGUUAGGCACAGAAACCUUGUGAAGGUGGUCACUUCAUGCUCUAGCAUUGAUCAUAGUGGGAAUGAAUUUAAGGCCUUGGUGAUGGAGUUCAUGUCAUUUGGCAACUUGGAUAAGUGGUUGUACCCCGACAACGCUGAAUCCGAGCUCUGUCUAUCUUUGUUGCAGCGACUAAAUAUCGCGAUAGAUGUAGCUUCAGCAAUGGAUUACUUGCACCAUGACUGUGAUCCACCACUUGUCCACUGUGAUCUGAAACCUGCAAAUGUACUUGUUGAUAGCAAUAUGGUUGCUCAUGUUGCAGAUUUCGGAUUGGCUAGGUAUAUUUCCCGAGAUCCAUCCGAAAAUGAGAGUAGUACAGUCGGAUUAAAAGGCUCGAUCGGUUACAUUGCUCCAGAGUAUGGUAUGGGUGGCAAAGCUUCUACUUGUGGUGAUGUCUAUAGUUUCGGAAUCCUACUGCUCGAGAUAUUCAUUGCAAAGAAACCGACAGAUAAAUUGUUCGAGGAAGGUUUGAGCCUAAACAAAUUUGCAUUAGCAGUGGACAAGAACCAAAUCUUGAAUAUCGCUGAUCGUAGGCUGUUCGGGGAUGAAGAAAGUUCAAUGCAGAGCAUAAGCACUAGUUACUCCAGCCAUAGCAAUGGCACCAGCAGCAACAGCAGCAACAACAAACGUGAAGAGUGUUUAGCUUCGGUGAUAAAAGUGGGUAUUUCUUGUGCCUCUCAUUCUGCGAAAGAGCGUUUAACCAUGAGAGUCGUGCUGCAUAAGUUGCAGGAGAUUAGAAGGUCUGUUUUGGAGUUUGACAGAUAAAAGAGUAUGAGAUGUGUUUUCUUACAUCGCUUGUGUUAUCCAAGCGGUGUUAGACACUAAAUCUAGAAAUAGAGUUCCCCGUCGAAAUCAUUUAUUGCAAUUAGUUUAUGCAAUCUUUUCAUUCAUUCUAGAGUUCUAAAAGCAUUUUAGAGAGUUCAUAAAAGAGAAUGAUGCCAUUUUGAUUCA